Molecule: messenger RNA, 1791 nt
Organism: Cercopithifilaria johnstoni
Lineage: Eukaryota; Metazoa; Nematoda; Chromadorea; Rhabditida; Onchocercidae
Source: the annotation of a GenBank genome assembly
AUGUGGUUUCUGUUAUUAUUUAUUUCCUUAACAUUCAUUACCAAAUCUAUUUUUGGCCAAGGUCGAAUUGGCCAGACAUCAACUCGCUUCAUCGAAAAUUGUGAUCAGGCGCCAACACCUGCAAUUCGCACGACUUGUUUAAGUCUUCAAAGGAUGGCGAACAAUUCGAGAAGAAAUUCCGAGCAACAAGCCGAAGUCAUAAUUCAUCCGCCUGGUAUUCCGGAACAUUUGAAGCCUGCUGCAGUAGUUCCAGGUUCAAGAGGUCAAGUUGCAAGCAAUCCAUAUGAUUGCAUGACGCUUACUUGUCUCUGCCCUUAUUUCUCGGGCAGUAUCGGUCCACAAAAUCAGUGUAUACUGAGGAAUGGCAAAGUUAUAGCGAUGGCAUACCGUAAGGAAUACCGAAUGCUUACCGAAGAUGAACGAUUGCGGUAUCAUAAUGCUCUUAACGUAUUGAAACGAAGUGGAGAGUAUGAUCGGAUUAGCAUGCAACAUCGAUUAGUUGCAGCAAGAGGUGGCGCACAUACCGGGCCUGGUUUUCUACCGUGGCACCGUGAAUAUAUCAAAAGAUUCGAGAUUGCACUUCGACUUAUUGAUCCAUCGGUUUCCGUGCCGUAUUGGGAUUCUGUGCUGGAUAAUUAUUUACCCAAUCCACGUGAUUCCAUCUUCUUUAGUCCACUUUUCAUGGGUGAAACUGAUUUCUACGGCAAUGUCAUUAAUGGUCCAUUUGCACGUUGGAAUACGCUUGAUGGACGAAAUGCUAUAUUGAGAAAUCUUGGACGGGAAGGACAACUUUUCACUGAAAGAAGCAUAGAGCAAGUAUUGCAACAAAAUACUGUUUAUAAUGUUCUCUCUUAUACUGCACCAAUGAGGGGUUGUCCAUAUCCGGUAAAUUAUGGUGCAUUGGAGUAUUCACAUUCUAAUGUCCACCUUUGGAUAGGUGGUCACAUGAAACCACCGGAACAAUCAUCCAAUGAUCCGAUAUUCUUCUCUCAUCACGCAUUUGUUGAUUUUAUUUGGGAGUUAUGGCGACAAAAUGUUCAGCCAAAGUGGUCUCGGGAAUUAGAUUAUCCACCAGAUAUAGCAGCAUGUGCCGAUCCACAACAUUUUAGCUACGCAUUAAUGCGCCCAUUUUUCACACUUUACAAUCGAGAUGGUUUGUCGAAUAUGUACACGGAUCAAAUGUAUCGAUUUGCGCCACGUCCUGGUUGUACCGCGGAGAUACCAACUUGUGGUACAUCAUAUCUAUUUUGCGACACCCGUGGCAUUCCUCAUUGUGUUUCUAAAAUUAAGUUGAAUGGUCUUUGUAUCGGUUACGAGCGUUUUGAUGCUUGCUUCAACGGAAUUUGUUACAUGGGGCGAUGUGUACCAGGUCCAACACCGGCGCCUUUUGUACCACAAGAACGUCUCCCAGAAGUGCAACAAACACAAAUUUCACAAGCUCGAAUUCAACAGCAAUUUGUGGAUUGCUUUAAUCGACAUCCAUGUUGUGAAACUUGGGCUAGUAUGGGUGAAUGCAGCAAAAAUCGUAAUUAUAUGCGACAAUACUGCCGAGUUGCAUGUCACAUUUGCAAUCCUAAAUUUAAUAUUAGCAAUGAAUGUGAGGAUCGUCAUAUUGCCUGUCGACAAUGGAGUAUCAAUGGUCACUGUAAGGGAGACUCGAGUCAAUUUGUAGAAGAAAACUGUCGUCAAUCAUGUGGCUUGUGUAAUACUCCCAAAAACAUUUCAUGUCCAAUUCCAAGAUCGGUUAUUAUUACUUCCGGUUUUUCUUCAAGAAAAAGAGAGACUAUAUGA